CUGCCAUUACAUCACCACCAGAGACUGUACGUGUGAAUGCAGGUCAUGCUGCUCAACUCAAAUGCACAGUUACCAAUCGAAAUAACUCUCUGGUGACCUGGACCUUUCUUACACACGACUUUGUGAUCUCUGAUGGUAGCCAGGUUUUAACACACGACAAGACCAAGUAUUCAGUCAUGAACACAGUCGGUGGCAAUGUGGAACAGUUUUAUCUUCAAAUUUUGAAUAUUGGUAAAGACGACCAGGGAUUUUACAAAUGUGCCAUCGCAGGAACUGAUCAACAAGUUAUUCACCAUCUGGACGUUGAAGAUAUUCCUGACAUUGCCACAGCAGAAGGGCCACCUAUCAAUAUGACAGAUUGCUGUUUAUUCGAGAAUGUCUCACAGUCUUGCUUGCCAGGUUGUUACCCAAGUCAGAUUGAUUUGAAUACAUUUAAUGCCAUAACUGAGUGUGGAACUGUGACCAACUUAAAAGGGCUGUCCAAAUGUUUUACAGCUGGAAGCAAUCAUGACAACUGCUGCCUGUUUAUGAAAGUGGAUCCAGUUUGCCUCGGAUUUUGUCACAAUGAUGUUCCCACAAAUAUCAGCUCAGAAUACAACAGGAAGUGUUUCACGGACAGUAUUGUUAAUGCAGUUUUUACUUGCUUUGAAAUUGGCUUUGAGCAUCUCCCCAGUGAACCUACAGAUGUGGAAGCCAUACCAGUGCAUGAUGGACUUUACGGAUCUAUUCUAGUGAAAUGGGCAGAGCCGAAAAGAAACCCACAAGCUGUGACUGGUUACCUGAUCAUGUAUAAACCAAGGCAUCAGACAUCCUAUAGCUCGGUAAAAAUUACAGAUCCAAAAUCGCUGUCCUAUCGUCUGGAUGGAAAAAAGUUUCAGAUUGAGUCCGAUAUGGACUACAAAAUUCGAGUGUCAGCUUUAGCGGUUCACGGUGUUAGCUUUGGCUCUGUUGAAGUGGACAUCUACAUAGCCAAUUCAACCAAGCCAGCGCAAAUUAUUGCAGAUGUUGAUAUUUGCUGCUCACAUCGAGGUGUAGGUGAUGUCUGCAGGAACUUGCUUUGUCAUUCCCGGACCUGGUCCAAGUUUGACACCCAGCAAAUCCUCGGCUGCUAUCCUGACCUGGAUGAAAUAUUUACUUGCCUUGUAGGAGAGCGCAACCACAGCAACUGCUGUGCUGCAUUUGAU
This is a messenger RNA of Candidula unifasciata, 1184 nucleotides long. The record is from the annotation of a GenBank genome assembly. Lineage: Eukaryota; Metazoa; Mollusca; Gastropoda; Stylommatophora; Geomitridae.